Chlamydomonas reinhardtii is the source of this 3842-nucleotide messenger RNA. RefSeq lists its product as uncharacterized. The record is from RefSeq and is a predicted model, not a curated record. Lineage: Eukaryota; Viridiplantae; Chlorophyta; Chlorophyceae; Chlamydomonadales; Chlamydomonadaceae. Bases 109 to 2694 code for a protein of 861 amino acids. The transcript has 5 exons.
CUCGAUACAUAUUGCUUCUACUUUCGCUGGAGAACUUGCAAGCUGGCCUUUGCCAGUGUCACCGGCUUCUUGAGGAACUCGCUCGUCUGUCACUGACACGCGGAUAGCAUGCAGCUCAGAGACGAUGAGACAUUUGAAACAUUGGGUAGCACGUCGUUUCAGUCUCCCCGUGUAACGCCCUGGCCGUCGGCUGAGGAAGGCCGAGUCGCCAUCCCCUCGCCACGGUGUGCCAAGGCGCUGUCAGUCAUCGCAACUUCCGAGCACAAGAGGAGGGGACAAAUGGAAGCGGAGGAGAAGCUUGACACGGGCAACGUGUUACGACACGCACUCCGUGCCCACGCCUCAAACAUGGCCAGCCACGUCGACAUAAUUGCCGGCAUGGGCCCAACACAGCGUCAGCUCCCUCGCACGUCCUCGGCGCGUGUGCAGUACGAGGAUAUAGCCGUAGCCGCGGCAAUGGAUGAGUACGAGCUGGACGAGGGCGAGGAGGAGGGCGAGCAAGAGGGGGCCGCCACCGGCAUAUUCAUUACCGCGUCGCGCGUGCCGGCCCAUCAGCUGCCCGGCGCCACAGCUGCUCCUGCAGUUGCCGCCGCCACUUAUGAUGACUACGACGAGGAUGACGAGGGCGGGCCACAGCAGCCGCAGCAGCAGCAGCACGCCACAUCGGCCUGGGCUUCUGCUCGCCGUGAGCCUGUUGGCCCUCCACGCCACAGCAGGACCGCGGCCAUGGCCGCCGCCCCCGCCAGCACCGGCCCUCCAGCCUGGGACGGCCCCGCCGCUGCUGCCAGCAGCGCCGUCCCAGCCAGCAGUGGUGACAGCGACGCCGGUAGCAGCGCCAGCGGUCGUGUUGGCUUCAAGCUGCACCUGCCACGCACCGACCAGCUCCUGCGCAAGCUCAAAAUAUUCAAUGCCCACCGCGGCGGCCAUGGCGGCGCGAAUAGCUCUAGAGCUAGUAACUCUGCCAUAGGCGCAAUCACCACCGCCGACGGGGUCGGCAGCGAGGGGCAGCCCUCGCCACCGCGGCGGCUGGCCACAACCGGCAGUAUCGACAGCAGCAGCAAUGAAAACAGCAGCAGCAGCAACGUCCAGGCUGACGGCUUCGGUCGCACCGUGAGCCCCCCUAAAGGGAGCCAGUACGGCACAGCCACGCCGCCGCCAUCAGGUUACCUCAGCAUGCCGCCUUCCGCAAGCCCCACCUCCCGUCUUUCAUGGAUGGCGUCCACCGCUGCCAACGCCGCGGCGCCGUCGCCUCCGCCGUCUCGGCACCUGCAACAGCAGGAGCUAGCUGCGCUGGCCCGUGCCAGAGGUUCCGGCGGCGCCGCCGAUGCAGACGCCGCGGCGGUUUCUCCCACCCGCAGCGCUGGGUCCUUCACCGCGGAUAUGGGCGGGUGCCGCAGGCCAUCGCUGACACAGCUGUUUCCAGAGUCGGACACUGCUGGCGGCGGCGGGGCUCUCAGCGGGCUGAUGGGAGACCUGGGCCGCGGGCUUUCGCGGGAGCUGCUGUAUGCCACCGGCGAAGAUGGUACCGCUGCCGGUGGCGUAGCUGCUAUGCAGUGCAGCGCGCGCCACAGUUUCAGCAACCAGGCCUUGGUGCGGCAACCGGGGCAGCGCCGCGGCAGUAUGGUGGUACUCCCCAGCAGCGGCAUGUGCGGCGGCAUCAACCCUGCCUCACAGGGCCUGAGGCCCACAAUGGCACGGGCCAACAUGGCACGCCUUGCCCGCAGGAGCGUCACUUGUCUCGAAGACUACCCCUACGCAGCCGUACCCAUGGAUGCGCCUGCUGCCGGUGCCGAUGCUGGUGCCGGUUUCGCCGUUGGCGCUAGCGUCCCGGUUUCUCCCGUGUCGCCAGCAGUCAAAUCGCCUGGCGCGGGUGACAGCGGCAGUGGCAGGGCACACCUGGGCUUUCGCGCGGCGGCAGAGGCGCUGUUUAAUAAGGUCACCCGCAGCCCGGCCCGCGGUGCAGCCGCCGCCGGUCAGGAAUGGUACCCUGGGGCAGAUGUCUCCCCGGGCCAGCCGCCUCUGUCGCCGUCUACCCUCCGAUUUGCGUCCGCGACUGUGGGUUCUGCCGGCGGCGCAGGUGCGGCUUCGCCCUUCGCAACGGCCGCCGCUGGCGCGAGCGUGUAUAGACGCGCUGGCAGCAGCGGGCUCGCAAGCCCCAUCGCUAGCCCGGGUACCUCCUCAGCCACGAAUCUGUUUGCGGGCAUGAUCACCGCUGCUGGGGGCGCCAAUGGAGCGCCAAGCAGCGGCGGUGGAGGCAGCGCGGGUGGCAGUGCGACGACGUCUGCUAGGGCCCGAGUGGCGCCGCCGAGCCCGCUGCAGGUCGCGGCGACGCAGAGCGGCGAGGCCUGGUUUGUGGGACGGACUGCUUCAGCCAUGCAGCAGGCUAGCGCCUCCGCCUCCGCCUCAUCCUCCAGCCGGCGCCUGCUACCCACGCCGUCCUCCCAAGCCGCCGCCCCGAUCUCUGGCGGCAGCAGCUUCAUUAGCAGCGUGGCUGCCAACCCGAAUAGUGCCGGUAGCGCCGUGCCACGCUUAACCCCACCAGUGCUACAGCCACGGGCCGCAUUCACAAACACCUCUCCGUUGCCCGUGUUACCGCCGGGAUCCAGCGUGCCGCUGUCUGGCGUGGGGCAGGGAAGGGCAGCCGGGAACGGGGGCCCUGGGUUUGGGGAACGGAUGCAUGCGUUGUCGCCUUGAUUCCAGUUUAGCUGAAAAACUGUUGGCUUGGGAUCAACCACUCCAUCGCGUGCAGGAGCGAGUGCCGGCGGCACUCGGACGUUGGCAAUAAUAUAUCUGAUUCAUUUUGACUGCGUGGGCUGGGGCAUGGCACGAAACACGUCGCACCAUACAAAGCGGCAGGUUCUUGUGCUGGCGCUUGAUACAGCAUCCGCGGCCUUUUCAGGUUCUCCUUGUCUCGGGGUGAGCGGGGCCCUCGGGCUCCCCCCGCUUGAUACGCGCUGUCACUAGUAGAUGGAGGAUGGGUGAGGUGCCUCCGAUCAAGCGGCGCUGGCACACACGUACUUCAGACUGGCCGGUGUCCAUGGUCGUGGGGGUCAGCCGACAAGCGAAGAAUGUGGUGGGCCUCGGCUGUGUGCGUGACGUACGGCUUUUGAAUGUCCUGGAAGGGACUGUGCUUGGUUGGGGCCGAGGGGACAUCAAUCUGUUGGCGGCUGGCUUUGGCAGUGUUACGUCUCCCACGGCAAUGUGUCUGGGAGGUAUGGCUACUUGUUUGACCUCCGACCCUUGCAAAAAAGGCUCAGACAGUGUGUCGGGUGUGUUGUAGUGUGGUGUGGUGUGGUGUGCAAUGGCGUGGCGUGGCUGGCGUGUUAUUGUAGGCUCAGGCUGGCUCAGCCCACAUACCAUACCGUAUCCUUACGUGGAGAACACAAACCAUUAUUUGUAUGCUUUGGACCAGGACAUGCAUCGGCAGGUUGAUUCUGAGGGACUAGACGUGAGUUGCUUGUUGUUCCUUGAAUUGCUGGUCUGAGUUGCGCGAUCCCCGUCCUAAUCCUGGGGGCGAUGGCACGAUGGCAUACUUGUUCGGAGCUGGAAGAGGCGAAUGGCCAGGAUUCAUUUGUACUUGGCCUUAUUGACGAGGCGUGAGUUGACGGUUUUGACCACCAAAAAGGGAGGCGAGAAGGUCAAAGGUAGGGGAUGCCCAAACCGAGGGGUCACGAAGGGCCGCACGCACCAGGUGGCAGGUUUCGCGAGUGCGCUGCACGUUAUUUGGCUUGCCGCAAAAAGCUCAUCAUGACUAUUCGUAUGCACCGCAAUACCGGGGAUUCAGAGCGCAGGUCGUGGGCGCCAAUUGACGAAUCGCCGAAUUUAUGUAAUUCGCAGUCCCG